AUGGAGAUCAGCCUACUGACGCUGGGGCUGGUGGUGGGCGCCCUGGUGAUGGCGUACCGGUUUUUCACCAAAAACUACUUCUAUUUCGCGAACAAGCCCAUACAGUUUCUGAAGCCCUCGUUCCCGUUCGGUAACCAGGGUGCGCUGAUGAUGGGGAAGGUCACAAUAUUCCAGCACGGCCGCGUGUUGUACGAAGCGUUCCCCAAUGCCAGAGUCUUCGGCAUGUUCCACCUCCGCCAGCCGGUAUACUUAGUGCGGGAUCCGGAAAUGAUCAAACAAAUAACGGUAAAGGAUUUCGACCAUUUUGUCGACCACAUGGCCACCGGUUUGGACGAUAACACUAACGAGGAGAUGUUGCUGCCGAAUUCGCUCAUCUCACUGCGUGGCCAGAAGUGGCGAGAUAUGCGGGCCACCCUCAGCCCGGCGUUCACCGGCAGCAAGAUGCGCAUCAUGUUCGGUCUGAUCGCCGAGUGUGCUCACUCAAUGAUGGCCCACUUCUGCGAGGAAGAAACCAAGGCACGAGCCAACGGCCACGCUGGGCUACAGCUGGAGAUGAAGGACGUGAUGAGCCGGUUCGCUAAUGACGUCAUCGGGACGGCCGCGUUCGGCAUCAAGGU
Anopheles bellator is the source of this 617-nucleotide messenger RNA. Its product is annotated as probable cytochrome P450 9f2. Gene Ontology annotation, molecular function: oxidoreductase activity, acting on paired donors, with incorporation or reduction of molecular oxygen; heme binding; monooxygenase activity. The transcript has 2 exons. The record is from RefSeq and is a predicted model, not a curated record. The annotation marks the transcript as partial. Lineage: Eukaryota; Metazoa; Arthropoda; Insecta; Diptera; Culicidae.